UUAUCACUCUUACUACAAUGAUAUCAUCGUAUCAAUGAUAUCUCAUUUUACACUUGGACUUUAUCAAUUAGUUUUGAAAUUCCUUUAGUAGGCAACGUCCUGAGGAUAUCAACGGAAUCUCCGUUUUUUAUAAAGAAGAUAAAUUAUAUUCUAAAUUUCUAAAUUAUUGCACUGGUAUAAUUUAAAAAUUCGAAUUGUAUCUACACAUUAUUAUUGUUUGUGAUUUUUUUUUUGGAACUUAAUUUGAAAUAAAAAUGUGUUUGCCGGUCGCGAAUUGUUGUUUUUGCAUUAGUUUAAGUGUUGGCGCCAAAAUAGUGGCCGUUUUAAGUCUGAUCGCGUCCGCGGGAACAUCUCUCAUCUACAGCACAGCGGCCAUGUUGCCCAAACUUGAAAAUGACGUCAGAAGAAUAUGCUACUGUGUCAUAGCUUUAGCAGCUGCCAUUAAAUUCAUUAUGGCGUGUGUCAUGACAUUUGGCACCUUUUUAAAAAAACCAAAACUCCUAUAUCCAUGGCUCCUCACCGCCUGGCUGUACUCCGUCCUCCUCAUAGUGCUGUCCCUCUGCGGCACGAUCCUCAUGGCGCUACAAUAUUCAAAAGAUUUGCAAACCUCUGCGGAAGUCAACACAAUGGUGUCUGUGUACUUCAUUUAUGCGAUAAUAUUAUACUAUUUCGCGUCCGUGGUCAAUAGCAGAAGGGAAGAAAUGAUUAGAGAUUUUUACACAUACAGGGGACACCAUCUAAUAGGACACAGAGUUUUACCGAAAAUGUAUCCAUAAUUAAUAAUGUUUUGAUUAUAACAAACAUGAAAAUCUUUUUUAAUCCUUCGGUGUAAUAAUAGAAUUGUUGUAUUUGGGUUGUAUGUAAGUAAGUGAACGAAUAAAAAAUGAAGACUAAAUAAUAUUUUUUAUGGAUUAAAAACAAGUGAAGAUCUCGUUAUAUUAUAAAAUAAAUGAAUACUUUUUUUA
Molecule: messenger RNA, 965 nt
Organism: Colias croceus (clouded yellow)
Lineage: Eukaryota; Metazoa; Arthropoda; Insecta; Lepidoptera; Pieridae
Exons: 4
Coding region: 255-776 (173 amino acids)
Source: RefSeq, a predicted model, not a curated record